CAGGCCCGGCUGGUGACGUCACAAUACGGCUGUUAAUGUAUCUGGUGAAGGAGUAGUGGAGACAGUGCCAUUGAUCUCGGUACUGCAGGUUAAAAUUACUGUGAACACAAAGACACAUUGGCUUAAGAUUUACUCCACACCCUACCCCACAGACCCAGUUACAUUCAUCUAAUAUCUGACGUGACUCAAUAAUGAUGAACAAAGACAAGAAUCAGAUGGCUGAGAAGAUUUUGGAUCUAACACUGGAGAUCAUCUAUUUACUGACUGGAGAGGAUUACGUCAUUGUGAAAAAGCAUGAUGAACCUAUGACAUGUAGCAGCACUAGACCUUACUCUCUGACAUAUGAGAGAAAAAUGGACAAGAAGAUCCUGCAACUGACCAGCAAGAUCAUCCACCUGCUGACUGGAGAGGAGUGGGACUAUAUAGAAGAAACUGAUGAUUACAAGGACGUGAUGAUGGGGAAUAACCAGCCACUUAGUACACUGGGUGUAAAUGAAGAUCAGCAUGGCAUAAAAAACGAGCAAAAAGUAUUUCAACGGUUACACAAAACAGAGAAGAGACACUACAAGCCAAUGGCCAAAAAGAAGGGAGAUACUAGCUCUUGUGACGAAGGAAAUCUCACAGACGGAGAUGCGUCUUCACCCACAAGACAUACAUUAAAUAAUAAGGUGGAAUUUGGCUCAAGAAGAGAGACACAGUCUGAAGAACUUUCUAUACCCACAAAAGAUGGCUCUACAGCUCUUAAAAAUGAAACGGUUUCCUCUGAAUUAGAGAAUAUUUUGGAUACCGAGAUACAAUAA
This is a messenger RNA of Pelobates fuscus (common spadefoot toad), 800 nucleotides long. RefSeq names its product gastrula zinc finger protein XlCGF66.1-like. Bases 192 to 800 code for a protein of 202 amino acids. Lineage: Eukaryota; Metazoa; Chordata; Amphibia; Anura; Pelobatidae. The record is from RefSeq and is a predicted model, not a curated record. The transcript is spliced from 6 exons.